Entamoeba nuttalli P19 is the source of this 1197-nucleotide messenger RNA. RefSeq names its product protein tyrosine kinase domain containing protein. Gene Ontology annotation, biological process: protein phosphorylation. Gene Ontology annotation, molecular function: protein kinase activity; ATP binding. The transcript has a single exon. The record is from RefSeq and is a predicted model, not a curated record. Lineage: Eukaryota; Evosea; Mastigamoebida; Endamoebidae. Bases 1 to 1197 code for a protein of 398 amino acids.
AUGAAAUGUACUACAAUAUUAAAUGAAAAAAUUCCAAUUACAAUUAAAUUUAAACCAAUGAAUGAUAUUAUUAAAGACAUUAAAAAACAUAACCAUUUAUUACUUGAAAAUAAUUUAAUUGUAAAUCAACUUAAUAAUUCUUCUACAAAUUCUUUAAGUUCAUCAGAAGAUGAUUUAGUAAAUCAUUUAACAAAAUUUAAUACAAAUUAUUCUACUAAUGAAAAACAAUUAAGUUCAAUUAAAAAUAAUAAGAAAAUUGAAAAGUUUUAUAGUUAUUUAAAUCUUCAAGUUGAAUCAGCAUUAUCUACAAAAUUAGAUAUUGAAGAAAUUCAUUUACAACAUCAACCUAUUGGUGGUGGUACAUUUGGUAUUGUUUAUCGUGCUGAAUGGAGAGGAGUUGAUGUUGCAAUUAAAGUAAUGAAAACUGAUUUAAUUGGAAUAGAAGAAUUAAUGCCUAAUUUCAUUCAAGAAGCAGAAAUGCUUGAAAGAAUUAGAAGUCCAUAUAUUAUUAAUUUCAUUGGAAGUGUAAUAACUGUUGAUACAUUAUGUCUUGUAACAGAAUUUUGUCCAUCAGGAUCAUUAAGAAAAUAUAUUAAAAUGAAUUAUACAAGUGAUUUUUUAAAAGUUAGAUUUUGUCAAGAUAUAGCACGUGGUAUGGAAUAUUUACAUGAAAAUGAUAUUCUUCAUCGUGACUUAAAAACUGAUAAUGUUUUAGUUUAUUCUAUUAAUCCAUAUGAUCAAGUUACAUCAAAAGUUACUGAUUUUGGUACUUCUCGUUCAUUUAUUGAAUCAUCAGGCAAAAUAGAAUUACAAAACAUUGGUACUCCAAUGUAUAUGGCACCAGAAAUUACUAAAAAAAAUUUUGUUACAUUAAAAUCAGAUGUUUAUUCAUUUGCUAUAUGUAUGUUAGAAAUUUGGUUAGGACAAGAUCCAUAUGAUUCAACAGAAUUUCCAAAUUGUGAAUCAAUUUUAAGAUUUGUUGGAACAGGAAAUAGACUUAGUAUUGAUGAUAAUUGUUUUUUUAAAGAUAUAAUAGAAAAGGCAUGGGACCAAAUUCCUGAACAUAGACCUACAUUUAAAGAUAUUAAUAUUUUAUUGGAAUUUUUAUUAAGAAAAAUUCAACCAAAAACUCCUACUCCUCAAAUAAUAAAUGGAAUGAUAACACAAAAUGAUUGUAUUCCUCCUCCAGAUUAUUAA